Messenger RNA from Telopea speciosissima, 2188 nucleotides. Its product is annotated as anoctamin-like protein Os01g0706700. The record is from RefSeq and is a predicted model, not a curated record. Bases 6 to 1937 code for a protein of 643 amino acids. Gene Ontology annotation, biological process: chloride transmembrane transport. NCBI's taxonomy places the organism in Eukaryota, Viridiplantae, Streptophyta, Magnoliopsida, Proteales, Proteaceae. Gene Ontology annotation, molecular function: chloride channel activity. The transcript is spliced from 16 exons.
CUGAGAUGGAUAGCCAUUCUGAAGAACAGACUGGUUUUGAGAUAGCGAUUGUGGUACCAAAGAGGAGUUCUAAGGAAGGAGAUGAUAGCUGUAAUUGGGUUGAGUUUUUGAUGUUUGAAUUGCAGAAAGUGGGAUUGAUUGUUGAGAAAGUCACUGGGCUUUCAGAUGAAUUUAUUAAGUUGGCAGCACCUUUGGAGACAUUGGGGAGAGCUGCAGCUGAGUUGCAGAUAAGAAAGCUUACUUCCAUUGGAAUGGAUUUACAGUUUGAAUGGGAUGAGGUUGAUGCAUUCGUGAGGCAGCCUGAUGGUUCAUUGUUUAGUUGGUGUGAGCGGUUCCACUGCUUCCAUCACAUUAUUUAUGGAAUUGUAAACAGGAAGGAGUCGGUUGUUACUCUAAAUUUUGAUGGAAAAGAAUUUGGGUGGAAACCAGGGGAAUCUCUACUAACAAUGUUGCAAUCUGAAGGUGUUGUCAAACAGGUUUUUCCUCUCCAUGAUGAAGCAAAGAGGAAGCAGCUCUUAAGGAAUUGGGCACUACAUUGGAGGGAUGUCACACAUCAACCGAUUGAUGAGAUUUACUCAUAUUUUGGGACAAAGAUUGCAACAUAUUUUGCUUUUCUUGGAAUGUAUACACGGUGGAUGUUCUUUCCAGUAGCGUUUGGAGUUACUCUGCAGUUGUUUGAUUUUGGAUCAUGGCAGCUAUUGGGACUUCCAAUUUUCUUCAUAUGCAUUACAUCGUGGGCUGUAUUGUUCUUUCAGUUCUGGAAGCGUAAGAACUCUGCUCUUUUAGCCAGAUGGCAGAAAAGUUAUUUAGCGGAAGUGGAAAGGAACUCCGUCCAGUCCUCUGUGGAGCUCAUGAAGAAAUCAGGGACCAAUAACAAAAAAGAAGCUUUUCAAAGAGAUGAGUGGUUUGGUCAUCUUCUACGAUUCAGAAAUGAUGCAAUUGUUAUCUCAAGUAUAAUUUGUCUCCAAUUGCCGUUUGAGCUGGCUUAUGCUCAUCUAUAUGAAGUUCUUGGGUCCGAUGUGAUGAAGUUUGGGCUUACAGCUUUGUAUCUUUUUACAAUUCAGUAUCUCACUAAGAUUGGGGGCAAGGUUUCAGUCGAGCUCAUUAAACAUGAAACUGACAAAAGCACUGAAUAUAGGGCUGAUAGCUUGGUCUACAAGGUUUUUGGUCUAUACUUUAUGCAAUCAUAUAUUGGUCUGUUUUAUCAUGCCCUUCUGCACCGCAACAUCAUGACCCUCCGCCAAGUCUUGAUUCAACGUCUGAUUGUGUCUCAGGUGCUGCAGAAUAUAUUGGAGAAUUCCAUUCCAUACCUCCAAUACAGCUAUAAAAAAUAUAGAGCUGUUAGCAAGAAAAAACACGAGAGUGGAUCGUCAACAGGGAAGAUUCGUCUGGCUUCUAGAGUAGAAAAAGAGUAUCUAAAACCAGUUUACUCUGCCAGCAUUGGGGAAGAACUUGAAGAUGGUUUAUUCGAUGACUAUCUGGAGUUGACAUUGCAGUUUGGAAUGAUCAUGAUGUUUGCAUGUGCAUUUCCCCUCGCAUUCUCCUUUGCUGCCUUGAACAAUAUCACAGAGAUAAGGACAGAUGCACUGAAGCUGCUUGUCAUGUUUAGGAGGCCUGUUCCUCGUCCUGCUGCAACUAUUGGAGCUUGGCUGAAUAUAUUUCAGUUUCUUAUAGUUAUGUCAAUCUGCACCAACUGUGGGCUUCUCAUUUGCUUGUAUGAUCUUGAGGGUAAAUGGAGAAUGGAGCCAGGCCUAGCAGCUAUUCUCAUCAUCGAGCACAUCCUCCUGCUUAUCAAAUUUGGAUUCUCACGGUUUGUGCCAGAGGAACCUGCUUGGGUAAAACAAAACCGCGUGAAGAAUGCAGCACAAGCACAGGAAGUGUGCUCUAAACAACUUUUGAGGAGCAUCUCUGAGAGGAAAUAUAAUAGGGAUGAGUGAGACUCUACAAAGCUUCAAAGAAAGUUUCUGUUUUCCAUUAUGGAUGCAAAGACAUCUUGAUUUCCACGUCAAGAAUUAGAAGCUGAUGCCCUGGGCACUGUCACAGACUCAGUUGGGUAAUGAUAGCAGUGCACAGGGUCUAAUCUGGAAUUUUGAAAUGGUAAUGUAUGGAGUCGUCUGUUGUAGAUACACUGAAACUGGUUAGUUCUCCUGUGUGUGGAUUGUAGUGUUCGAGGGGUUGACUAGUGUAA